Molecule: messenger RNA, 1144 nt
Organism: Nomia melanderi (Alkali bee)
Lineage: Eukaryota; Metazoa; Arthropoda; Insecta; Hymenoptera; Halictidae
Gene: Ada
Product: adenosine deaminase-like protein
Biological process (GO): inosine biosynthetic process; adenosine catabolic process
Molecular function (GO): adenosine deaminase activity
Source: RefSeq, a predicted model, not a curated record
GAUAUACCCAAAUUGCUAGACACAUGUUAUCGACGAAGACUGUGUGAAUAGCUAAUGCAAAACUCCUAAAAUUUUUCUAGGCCUAGAUAUAGAUUUCCAUAAAGUGUAACGUGCAUACUGAUUUUAAAUAUUUGCAUGCAGUAAGGUUACACGUCUUCACACAGAAAGACUUUAUUUAUCCUUCGGAAUGGACUUGGAAAAUUUUUGUAAACAUCUGCCAAAAGUGGAACUUCAUGCUCAUUUGAAUGGUUCCUUGAGUCCUGAUACAUUGAAGAAACUAUACAAGAUGCAAAAUCCUAGUUCUGAUAACUGUGAGAAUAUAGUCAUGAGCACUGAAAAAUAUUCAUCAUUAGGCGAGUGUUUCAAAGUGUUCGAUAUUGCACACUCAUUGACAGUAACACCAGAAGCAGUUUAUCAAUCUGCUUAUGAUGUGAUUAAAGAAUUUAAGGAAGAUAAUGUGAUAUAUUUGGAACUUAGAAGCACUCCUCGUGCAAUUAGCGGACAAAUGACAAAACGAGAAUACAUAGAAGCUAUUGUAAGAGCAUUUGUGGUCUGCAAGGCAGAUUUUCCAGAUAUUAUUGUAAAAUUGCUAAUAUCUAUUAAUCGUAAACAAGGAUAUAAAGCUGCUGAGGAGAACAUAAAAUUAGCGAUAGAUUACUUUGGAAGAUAUCCACAGUAUGUAGUAGGUCUAGAUCUCAGUGGAGAUCCAAUGGUUGGAGAUGCAUUUUUAGAAUUAUUAAAGAAAGCAAGAAGUGCUGGUCUCAAAAUUGCAGCCCACUGUGCAGAGAUUUCAAAUGAAAUGGAAACACGUGAUAUUCUUAAGUUCAAACCAGACAGACUAGGUCAUUGUACUUGCAUUCAUCCUAAUCUACAAGGAUCAGAUAAAUUAUUUUACACACUUAUCAAUUCAAAAAUUCCUGUGGAAUUGUGUCUAACAUCAAAUGUCCAGUGCAAGACAGUACCUUCUUAUGAAUCACAUCAGUUUAAAUAUUUGUAUGAAGCUGGUCAUCCUAUUUGCCUUGGUACUGACGACAAGGGUGUUUUUCAUACAUCUUUGUCGAAGGAAUAUGAGAUAGCUAGUUCGACGUUUGGUUUAGGGUGGGAGGAACUCAUGAAAUUGUGUGCGUCAUCUGUGGAAUACGCU